AUGAUCCAGCGGCCUCAAGAGAAUGAUGACUUGUAUAAUUUGCGUUGUUAUUUAUUAAACAAUACAAAUGUUUUGCUUAAAUGGGAAAUAAAAGAUCCAGCGUCAUUUCAAGUUGACAAAUUUGUUAUUGAAAUUUUGCCAAAUGAUUCAAAUUUAUGGAAAAAAGUAGGAGAAACUGAAGGAAUAUGCAAAAGUUUUGAAGUGUCGUCUUUAUCUAAAUAUACAAAAUAUUUUGCUAGAGUUUAUGCUAUAUACAAGUUUGGAAUUGUUGGAGAACCUGUUGAAUUGACUGAACCUUUUCAAAUUGAUAACAAUAAAGAUCUUCCGACAUCACCACUGAAUCUAAAGAUUUUAACUUCAGACGAAUUCAGCAUUACCUUAGGUUGGCAACCUCCGGAUUCAAAUGAAAAUUGUCAAGUUACACAAUAUGAAGUGGAAAUUUGUGACAUUUUUUGUAAUGCUUGGAGCUCAGCAACUAUUGUAGAGGGAAAUGUUUUGUCUGCUAAAAUAACAAACUUGAAGCCUGGAGCUGGCUAUUAUGUAAAAGUUACUGCUAUCAAUGAACACGGAAAGUCAAAAAAAUCUAGUGAACUAUUUGAACCCGUUUACGCGAGAGCUUUACCAAGUGCACCAAAAAAUUUACGAGUAAAAGAAAUAUCUGAUACAGAAGUUACGUUGGAAUGGGAUUUUUCAGCAGACUCAAAGGUUGCUCAGUAUUUUAUUGAUUUUAAAGAAGAGCAUGAUACAGAUUUUUUGCCAGCUGGCAGAGUUGAUGGCCAAAAAAACAAUUUUACGUGUGAUUUUCUUCGAAGUAGUAGAUCUUAUACAUUCAGAAUUAAAGCAAAGAACGAAGCAGGUUUCAGUAAACAGACAACCCUUCUUAAUCAGUUCAUUAAAUUGACGGACACCAUAGGUUAUUUCAGUUAUUUUUUUAUUUAUUAG
This is a messenger RNA of Helobdella robusta, 942 nucleotides long. RefSeq lists its product as hypothetical. Gene Ontology annotation, molecular function: protein binding. Bases 1 to 942 code for a protein of 313 amino acids. Lineage: Eukaryota; Metazoa; Annelida; Clitellata; Rhynchobdellida; Glossiphoniidae. The record is from RefSeq and is a predicted model, not a curated record. The transcript is spliced from 4 exons.